Urocitellus parryii (Arctic ground squirrel) is the source of this 1634-nucleotide messenger RNA. RefSeq names its product GRAM domain containing 1C (gene Gramd1c). Gene Ontology annotation, biological process: intracellular sterol transport. Gene Ontology annotation, cellular component: plasma membrane; endoplasmic reticulum-plasma membrane contact site; endoplasmic reticulum membrane. The record is from RefSeq and is a predicted model, not a curated record. Gene Ontology annotation, molecular function: cholesterol binding; cholesterol transfer activity. NCBI's taxonomy places the organism in Eukaryota, Metazoa, Chordata, Mammalia, Rodentia, Sciuridae.
CAUACUGGGAAUACUAAGCUUUCUGGGCCAGAAAUUGAUCUGCUGGUUUUUGAGCCUUAUCUGAUUACUGCUUGGUUCAUCUUUAAACUACUCUGUAGGUUGAACUGGAAAGAUUCUACUUUGUUUGCAGAGUCUGACCAGACAAGAAUUCUGGCAACUUCUCCAGCAGAACUAUGGCACUGAGCUAGGUUUAAAUGCUGAAGAGAUGGAAAACUUGUCACUGUCGAUUGAAGAUAAUGAGCAGCCAAGCAGUCCCAGAAGAAGUGGUGUGGAUGAUUCUGGGGAAAGAGAUGAAAAAUUAUCCAAGUCUAUCAGUUUUACCCGUGAAUCAAUUCAUCAAGUUUCAGAAACAGAGUCAUUGGAUGGAAAUUCAUCAAAAGGAGCAUUAGGGAAAGAGGAGCCUGAAAGUGAGAAACAGAUCCCAAAGAGUCCUUUACUAACUUCAGAAAAGAGGUUGAGUAGAAUGUCAUCAAAAUCAAUGGAUUUGAAUAAAAAUGAAUAUCUUUCUCUGGAAAAAAGCAGCACUUCAGAUUCUGUUGAUGAAGAAGAUUUUCCUGAGAAAGAUCUUCGAGGAAGACUUUAUAUCAAUCGAGUUUUUCAUAUCAGUGCUGAGAGGAUGUUUGAAUUGCUCUUCACUAGUUCACGCUUUAUGCAGAGAUUUUCCAGUUCUAGAAAUAUAAUAGAUGUAGUGUCUACUCCUUGGACUGUAGAAUCUGGAGGUGAUCAACUGAGAAACAUGACCUACACUAUAGUCCUUAAUAAUCCACUUACUAGAAAGUGCACUGCUGCCACUGAAAAGCAGACACUGUAUAAAGAAAGUCGAGAAGCACAAUUUUAUUUAAUAGAUUCAGAAGUACUGACACAUGAUGUCCCCUACCAUGAUUACUUCUAUACACUGAACAGAUACUGUAUCAUCCCAUCUUCAAAACAGAAAUGCAGGCUAAGAGUUUCCACAGAUUUGAAAUACAGAAAACAACCAUGGGGACUUGUCAAAUCUUUAAUUGAAAAGAAUUCCUGGAGUUCGUUGGAGCAGUAUUUUAAACAGCUUGAAUCAGAUUUGUUAAUGGAAGAAUCUUCGUUAAAUCAAUCUAUUGAAGACCCUGGAAAACUUAGCUGCCUGCGGAGGAGAAGGCGAACUUUCAACCGAACAGCAGAAACAGUUCCUAAGCUUUCUUCUCAGCAUUCUUCUGGAGAUAUGGGCUUAGAGACCAAAGGGGAUGUUACAGGAAAGAAAAUGAACACCUGUAACAAUGCUCUUAUUGUGGUGAUGAGUAUUUUUUUGCUGUUGCUAGUUUUGUUGAAUGUCACACUGUUUCUGAAGCUGUCAAAGGUAGAAUAUGCUGCUCAGUCCUUUUACCGGCUCCACCUCCGAGAAGAGAAAUCUUUAAAUCUAGUCUCUGAUAUUGUCUCAAGAACUGAAAACAUUAAAAAGAACAAAGAUCAGGCUCAUCAUUUAAAAGGAGUACUCCGAGAUUCCAUAGUGAUGCUUGAACAGCUGAAGAGCUCACUCAUUAUGCUUCAGAAAACCUUCGAUCUACUAAAUAAGAACAAAACUGGCAUGGCCGUCAAAAGCUAGUGAUCUAUGGAUUGAAACUGUAGAAAUACUUGGAACUAAUAGAAAACCUUGGGAAGAA